Messenger RNA from Erpetoichthys calabaricus (reedfish), 3701 nucleotides. RefSeq names its product SLIT and NTRK-like protein 6. Lineage: Eukaryota; Metazoa; Chordata; Cladistia; Polypteriformes; Polypteridae. Gene Ontology annotation, molecular function: protein binding. The transcript has 2 exons. Bases 368 to 2032 code for a protein of 554 amino acids. The record is from RefSeq and is a predicted model, not a curated record. Gene Ontology annotation, cellular component: plasma membrane.
GGGUUUGGGGAGCUUGUUGAGAUGAGCGGCCUGCUCUUUUCAGGGUUGUUCUGAUGUUCUAAUGAAUUCUCGUACUUGCUUGGCGCUGGCUGAGUGGUCUGUAGGCCUCCCCUAGCUGAUGUUCAUUCUUUAUUGUUUCUUAAUGGAAGUGUUUCAUUACAUUUUAUAUUCAUUACCACAAAUAUUCUAGCCUCACAUUUUCUGGGUCGAUUUUUUCCAUAAGGGGACGCAAAGAGCAGAAGGCCAUCCCAGCAACACUGGAUGUAAAGCAAUAAUCAACACUGCUUGGCAUGCCAAGGUAUAAAGAGUACAUGUUUGAAACUGAAAUACCCAAGACCACCUACUGUCCUAGCAAGAAGCCAGCAAAAUGAAAGCAAGUCUCUUCCUUUGCACCCUUCUCCUAAUGCCUCCACCCCUGCCAACAAAUAAAAGCUGUACAAGUGACAAGGACCCUGACAACAGAGCUAGAGUGACCUGUGUAAAGGGUGGGUUAACAGCAGUGCCCAGUUCCCUGCCAGACACCACAGAGGUCCUGAUCCUACACUUCAACAGUUUCACCACCAUUUCUUGGGAGGUGUUUGCUGGCUUUCCUCAGCUGUUUGAGCUGGACCUUUCCCAUAAUCAUAUUAGUUUAUUGGAGAAGGGGAAUCCUCCAUCUGUUGGGCCCGGUGAUGGUGGGGUCAGCUCUUGGAAUCUUGGAAAGCUUGCCAAACUACACUUGGUUAACAACAGCAUCUCCACCUUGGCUGAAGAUAUCUUCCAGCCUUUCCCAAACCUGAUGGAACUCUUCCUCUCAGGCAACAAAAUUAAGAUAUUCCCGGAGCAGAUCUUUAAUGGUUUGAAUAUGCUGGAAAAGUUGGACAUCUCCUCCAAUUCAAUUAAGGUUCUGCCAGCUGAUCUAAUCAAUCAUUUACCAAAGCUAAAACACUUUGAUGUGCAAGACAACCAAAUGCAAAUCCUCCCUGAUGGUUUCUUCCCAGAUCGGGAAAUUCCCUAUGUAUUCCUGGGAGGAAACCACUGGUUCUGCAGUUGUAAGAUGGAGUACUUGAGAAAUUGGGUGGAAGAGCAGUCCCAUAACAUUUACAUGUUAACUAAUGGCUCGAUUGAAAAUAGCCCAGAGAGUGUGUUCUGCUCUGGACCAGCACGUUUACAAAAACAUGAAGUACAGAAUUUAGAGAAUAGUGACAUCUGUCCAGCUGAUGACAUAGUAGAACCAUUUGCUACUACUACACAGUUCUUUCCAACAAGUUUUGAAACUCCUUCAAUCAUUCCAAAUUUAACAACUGAAAUAAAAACGACGAGGAAUGACACCACUGCUAUCAGUAUGGCACCUUCUUCCUCAGCGACCUCCCCUAGCAUGUCUACUUUGAGACAUGUCACCAGUACUUUGAUACAAACUUCUUCUUUUGUACCUUCAGAAGAGACUUCCCAACCCAACAUCAGUGAUUUUUUGCCACCCUCUACGGCCACAUCAGCUCCUUCACAGGAGACCCCCUUCUCAACUGUUGCUUCCCUACACCCAUUCCAUACGACAAAAUCAGGAUUCCUAGUAGAAACCUCCCACUAUCCUGUUACCACCAUGGUAACUGUCCUUUCUAGUGUCAUGAACACCACCGAGCUAGACUAUAUCUGGGAUAUUGCAGGAGGUCACCAAGAGAGAAGAAGCACCUCUCACAAGGAAAACCCCGUUGUCCUUUUCUGUCUGCUGCUCUUCAGCUGGUGCUUAGCCUCUUGCCUCCUCCUUAUAGUCUCCACCUGCCUUCUUCUGUACUGGAUAUGGCGGCUGUACUUCAAGUUCUACAGGCCUGCUAAGAAGCUCCUGCUUAAACCACCAAACGUCCGACUGAUCCGGUACAGCACACUUCUGAGAAACGAAGAAGGAAAGUCCACCUCCUGGUUAAAUGACACACUAGAGCACCCAAGAAUAGAGGAGGCUGAUUUUUGUGAACCUGAAGAUCUUUGCUCUUCCAACGAAGUGGGAAGAAUGUCCUCCAUCAGUCUGAAUGAGGGCCUCGAGGGCUCUGCUUUCUAGCUUUGUUGAACUGCAGAAGCACACGGCUGAUUCGAAACAUCUAGUCUUAUAAAUAAUUUUGUAUAUUAUUUUUAAACUUCGGAUCCUCCCUGCAUGGAGUAUGCAUGUUCUCCCCGUGUCUGCGUGGGUUUCCUUCCACUGUCCAAAGACAUGCAGGUUAGGUGCAUUGGCGAUUCUAAAUUGUCCCUAGUGUGUGCUUCCAACAGAAUUGUAGUCUUGCAACACUGCAUUCAUACGUAUUAAUCAGUCCCACUUUUAUAUAAGACAUCGAAUGUAAAGUUCUGAGCUCGGCCCGAGUCCUUCCUCUCAGUUCUUGUGUCUUUCCUUUCUGAUUGGCCGGAUCACAAAUGCGGCAGCAACAUGCCAAGAAGGAAGCUGAACUGAAGGCUUUGUCAUAAACUGGAAGUGCAGUGAUGGUGCACCACUGAAGGGUUGGUUAGUUAGUUAGUUAGUUAGGUAGGUAGACUUUAUGAUCCAAAAGGGAAAUUUGUUUGAAGCAGGGAAGUACAAAACUCAGGACAAGUUACACAGAUACAAGAAAAUAAGCAAAGGCCCAGCAACUAACGACCAGUGUUGUCAUAAGUUCACACACUCAAGAUUAGUCCUUUAACAGGACACCAGAUAAUCAUUCUCAAUUUAACAUUUAGCAGCAUCCCUACAAGUAACACAAUUUCAAAUGUUUAUAAAUUCCUGGAAUAAAAGAGUUUUUACUGUUCUGUUGCUCUUUACUCUCAGAAACCUAAAUCUGCAGCCGGAUGGCAACAACUGGAAAUUGAAGGAAAGAGGAUGGUGACGGUCUGACAGAACUGAGUCGGCCUUCUUUCUAACCAGUUUGUGACACGGCUCAGUGACAGGGGUCUGCUGUGAACCAGUAAUUUUACUGAUGAUUUUUACAAUGUUCUUAAUGCUGAAGUUGCCAAACCAGCACAUAAAAGCAAAUGUAACAACAGAUUCAGUUAAGGAUUAUUAUAAAAAGUGGCCAUAUAGCUUUAUCUACUUUAAAACAGUUGAGUUGCCCAAGAAUGAAAAGCCGUGUCUGCCCCUUCCUACAAAUGUGUUCUGUGUUAAGAUCAAAGUUUAGCCUGUUAUCAGUGAUUGUCCCCCUUCUCCAUUGUGUCCCAUUUAAUUCAAGUUAAGACAGUGGAAGAAGGGCAGCACCUGAGAUCUAUAGCCGUCUCCUUGGUCUUAGACAAAUUUAGCUGUACAAAGGAACAAUCGCACCUCUGAAUAAAGUCAUCAACAACAGGUCCAUGGCUGUCCUCCUUGUAGAAGACUCACAAUGAGAGAGCCAUCUGCACAUUUCAGGAUAUGUCUGUCCUCGUGUGGACUCCUGCAGUUAUUGGUGUAUAGGAUGAGCAAAAGAGGAGAUGGACAGCAACCGUGGGGGUACUGAUAGAUAUGCUCAGGUUAUUAGAAAAACAGAUAUCAGCACUCACGUUUUGUGUUGUUAGUUGAAAAGUCCAGAAUCCACCCCACCAAGUUAGGAUCCGAACAGAGCUGAUCAUUCGGUGUAUCAACUAAAAUGUGACACUGGAUUGUAUUAAAAGCUGAAAAGAAAACUGCAAACAACAAUCUUGUGUGGUUUUUUGGUCCUUCCAAGAGUUCAUACAGUAAAGUUAGAGGUGUUGCUGCGGUGUCCUCCACCCUCCUUUUUGCUCAUCAUAGGCCU